CGCCGGAGGGGGCGGGCCCGCGCCAACCUGUUGUGCGUCCCGCUCGGCUUUGCCGGCGGCCACACGCGCUCCAGCGGGCGGUGCAGGGAGCGCCCAGGCCCGGCGUCUCGGGUCGCCGGCCCAAUGCGCCCGCUCGGUCUCGUCUACACCCUGGUGUGCGCCAACCUGUGCGGCUGUCGGGACGCCCCCGCGGCCCCGCAGAGCGCGUCCCUGCGGGCCCUGCGCGCCGCCGGCCUCCGGAGAGAUGACAGCAAUCACCUCACAGACUUGUACCGAAGAGACGAGACCAUCCAGGUGACAGGAAACGGCCAUGUGCAGAGCCCUCGCUUCCCCAACAGCUACCCCAGGAACCUGCUUCUGACGUGGCGCCUGCGUUCCCAGGAGAAAACAAGAAUACAGCUGGCCUUUGACAGUCAGUUCGGAUUAGAGGAGGCGGAAAAUGAUAUCUGCAGGUAUGAUUUUGUGGAGGUUGAAGAUGUAUCUGAGACCAGUACCGUAAUUAGAGGGCGGUGGUGUGGACACAAAGACGCUCCCCCCAGAAUAACAUCAAGAACGAACCAAAUUAAAAUAACAUUCAAGUCUGAUGACUACUUCGUGGCUAAACCUGGAUUCAAGAUCUAUUAUUCUUUUGUGGAAGAUUUCCAACCCGCAGCAGCCUCGGAGACCAACUGGGAGUCCGUCACUAGCUCUAUCUCCGGGGUAUCCUAUCACUCUCCAUCAGUAACGGACCCCACUCUCACUGCGGACGCUCUGGACAAAACAGUCGCAGAAUUCGAUACCGUGGAGGACCUGCUGAAGCACUUCAAUCCAGAAUCGUGGCGAGAAGACCUUGAGAAUCUCUACUUGGAAACCCCCCAUUAUCGAGGGAGGUCCUACCAUGACAGGAAGUCAAAAGUUGACCUGGACAGGCUCAAUGACGAGGUCAAGCGCUACAGCUGCACCCCCAGGAAUUACUCCGUCAACUUACGAGAGGAGCUGAAGCUGACCAACGUGGUUUUCUUUCCACGCUGCCUCCUCGUGCAGCGCUGUGGCGGUAACUGUGGCUGUGGGACCGUCAGCUGGAAGUCCUGCUCCUGCAAUUCAGGGAAAACUGUGAAGAAGUAUCAUGAGGUGUUACAGUUCGAGCCUGGCCAUUUCAGGAGGAGGGCCAGAGCCAAGCACAUGGCUCUCGUCGACAUCCAGCUGGAUCACCACGAGCGCUGUGACUGCGUCUGCAGCUCAAGACCGCCGCGAUAGGAGAACGUGUGCCAGAUCCCCUCGCGCAUACAUCCUAAUUAUAAAAAAAAAAAAGAAGAAGAAGAAGAAGAAAAAGAAGGAGAAGAAGAAGAAGGAAAAAUCCGGUUUCUGGGAAGAAGGCAGAGACCUGACCAUUUUUCCCCGAGGGACACACUACACGCUUACCUAUGUAGGCAGUAAUUACCUGUCUGCAGAAGCAUGCGGUAAUAAUAUAGAUGCCUUAGAAAUUAAGUCAUUAAGUCUUCUUUUUAUGCAUCCUGCUGAGGCAUGCAAAUUCAUUUAACACCUGUCGCAAAAAAAUCUCUCAGAAGGUUUAUUAUUAUAAUCCUUCCAGAGACAAUUUAUCAACUGUCGCAGAACUUUGAACGCUUUCUUUCUGAAAGCCCGUCCACAGAAAUGACGCCUUUGGAGAAUGGCCUGGGGAGUCCGUAGGAGCCUUUCAAAAUGGUGUUCGUCGGAAGAUUUGGGUAGUUGAAAGCAAAAACGGUGAACACAGAAUUGCUAACAUAACUGGAGAUUGGAUGGAAUAUUUAAUUGGCUCCCUGUUUAAUAAUGGAUCCCAACUCUCCGGGUUAGGCCAAUUCAUUUUAUGUAUCUUGCUUUUCUGUUCCUGUCUCUCUGAUACACAAAUAUGCAUUUACGAUGGCGUUUUAUAUCUGGCAAACGUCACAAAUUAUUUACAGCCUGAAAGCUUUCACGUAUCGGAACAACCCAAUUUUGUUGACGUAAAUUCCCGAUCACAUCCUCACUCCCCAGUCUGAAUUCCGGCUUCCUGACUAAGCGAAGUCAGAUCUGGGGGCUGUGGUUCUUGCCACAUCUGUGGAGCUGUGUUGUGAGAAGCCACCUGCAAAUCACAGGCCCACGAAGGUGGCCUGGCUCCACCAGGG
Prionailurus viverrinus (fishing cat) is the source of this 2123-nucleotide messenger RNA. It is a transcript of the gene PDGFD, whose product is annotated as platelet derived growth factor D. Gene Ontology annotation, biological process: positive regulation of protein autophosphorylation; positive regulation of MAP kinase activity; platelet-derived growth factor receptor signaling pathway. The record is from RefSeq and is a predicted model, not a curated record. Lineage: Eukaryota; Metazoa; Chordata; Mammalia; Carnivora; Felidae. Gene Ontology annotation, molecular function: growth factor activity; platelet-derived growth factor receptor binding. The transcript is spliced from 8 exons. Gene Ontology annotation, cellular component: membrane. The coding region runs from base 124 to 1236 and encodes 370 amino acids.